Messenger RNA from Mastomys coucha (southern multimammate mouse), 14550 nucleotides. RefSeq names its product glutamate metabotropic receptor 3 (gene Grm3). Gene Ontology annotation, molecular function: group II metabotropic glutamate receptor activity. Bases 1109 to 3748 code for a protein of 879 amino acids. Gene Ontology annotation, biological process: G protein-coupled glutamate receptor signaling pathway; regulation of synaptic transmission, glutamatergic. The transcript is spliced from 6 exons. NCBI's taxonomy places the organism in Eukaryota, Metazoa, Chordata, Mammalia, Rodentia, Muridae. Gene Ontology annotation, cellular component: membrane. The record is from RefSeq and is a predicted model, not a curated record.
GUGCAGUUGAACCGCGUGUGGGGCAAAGCUGCAUAUCGGCCUCCUGGGUUCACUCGCUCACAUUGCUCCCUCUUUCGCUGUCACCUCCAAGUGUGGUCAGCCUUUUUACACAGGGACCACAGGAGAGUUCUUACUAGGAAUGACUGUCGGUCCCUGCCCACCCGCGUGCCAUGAGCCCUAACAGAGCUUCAAAGUUGGAGCCACCUCCCACUCUACCUCCCCACGCCCCUUCACGCCACUGCUCCUAAAUUCACCAACCUUUGCAUGCAUUGCCUAAGGGCUGCAAACCGUAGGGCAGAAAAGCUCUCAACCCUGCCAGGCUUUCUGUAUUGUAACCUUAGGGUCUAGGUACAGUAGCUCACUGAAGACUCUGCAGCUACACCCCUAUAAACGAAGGGAAGAAGGGGGAAGGGAAAAGAGGAGAGAGGAAAGGAGAAAGAGAAUGAGGAGGAGAGGAUGUCAGAAGGUCCGUGCCUCUCUGCCUGAGUCCCAAUUAAAUGCGACUGUUUCAGCCUGGCCAAGGUGAAGGAAAGUUGCUUCUGAGCCCAGGAAGUGGGUUUGGCUGCAAGGAGGAGGAGGGCGACUGGGCUCUAAAGCUCCCCUCCCUUCUGCUGAAGACCACUGGGUCCCCUUCUUCCCAACCUCCUCUUGCUCUUCUCCUCUAGCCCUCCCUUUUCCCACUCCUCCUUGACUCGGAGGCCUGGAUACUGGGCCACCGGGCAGUGGUCCAGCGCGCAGCCGGGCGGGGGCGGGGGCAGGGGGCACUGUGACAGGAAGCUUCGCGCACAAGUUGGCCAUUUCAGGGGCAAAAUAAGUUCUCCCUUGGAUUUAGAAAGGACAAAGGCAGCAAGCUCCCUCUUUGUGUCGGAUGAAGAGGACCAACCAUGAGCCAGAGCUUGGGUGCAGGCUCACCGCUGCCGCUACCACCGCGGUCAGCUUCAGUUCCUGCCAGGAGUUGACGGUGUGAGGAAUUCAGUGACGGGCUCUUUUAGCCCUAUCCUCCCUUAUCUGAAGGACAGGCCAAAGAUCCCACUUGGAAAUGAGAGAAGACUAGCGGGAAACAUUGGAUCCACCAGUGAUAUCUUCAAGAGAUACAGAACCAGGAUUCAUGAAAAUGUUGACAAGACUACAAGUUCUUAUGUUAGUUUUGUUUUCAAAGGGAUUUUUACUCUCUUUAGGAGAUCACAACUUUAUGAGGAGGGAAAUUAAAAUAGAAGGAGACCUUGUUUUAGGGGGCUUAUUUCCUAUUAAUGAAAAAGGCACUGGAACUGAAGAGUGUGGGCGAAUCAAUGAAGACCGAGGUAUCCAACGUCUGGAGGCCAUGUUGUUUGCUAUUGACGAAAUCAACAAAGACAAUUACUUGCUCCCAGGAGUGAAGCUGGGGGUUCACAUUUUGGAUACAUGUUCAAGAGAUACCUAUGCAUUAGAGCAAUCACUGGAGUUUGUCAGGGCAUCUUUGACUAAAGUGGAUGAAGCUGAAUAUAUGUGUCCUGAUGGAUCAUAUGCUAUUCAAGAAAACAUCCCCCUGCUCAUUGCAGGAGUCAUUGGUGGUUCGUACAGCAGUGUUUCAAUACAGGUGGCAAACUUGCUGAGGCUCUUCCAGAUCCCUCAGAUAAGCUACGCCUCCACCAGCGCCAAACUCAGCGACAAGUCACGCUAUGAUUACUUUGCCAGGACCGUGCCGCCUGACUUCUACCAGGCCAAAGCCAUGGCCGAGAUCUUGCGCUACUUCAACUGGACCUAUGUGUCCACUGUUGCCUCUGAGGGUGACUAUGGGGAGACAGGGAUUGAGGCCUUCGAGCAGGAAGCACGGCUGCGCAACAUCUGCAUCGCCACUGCUGAAAAGGUGGGCCGCUCCAACAUCCGCAAGUCCUAUGACAGCGUGAUCCGUGAGCUCUUGCAGAAACCUAACGCGCGUGUUGUGGUCCUAUUCAUGCGCAGUGACGAUUCACGAGAGCUGAUCGCUGCAGCCAGCCGCGUGAAUGCCUCCUUCACCUGGGUGGCCAGCGAUGGCUGGGGUGCACAGGAGAGCAUUGUCAAGGGCAGUGAGCAUGUCGCCUAUGGCGCCAUCACUCUGGAGCUGGCAUCCCACCCUGUUCGCCAGUUUGAUCGCUACUUCCAGAGCCUCAACCCCUACAACAAUCAUCGUAACCCCUGGUUCCGAGACUUCUGGGAGCAGAAGUUCCAGUGCAGCCUCCAGAACAAGAAAAACCACAGACGGGUGUGUGACAAGCACCUGGCCAUUGACAGCAGCAACUAUGAGCAAGAAUCCAAGAUCAUGUUUGUGGUGAAUGCAGUGUAUGCCAUGGCGCAUGCGCUGCACAAAAUGCAGCGCACUCUCUGUCCCAACACCACCAAGCUCUGUGAUGCAAUGAAGAUCCUGGAUGGAAAGAAAUUGUACAAGGAUUAUUUGCUGAAAAUCAACUUCACAGCACCAUUCAACCCAAAUAAAGGAGCAGACAGCAUUGUGAAGUUUGACACUUAUGGAGACGGGAUGGGAAGAUACAACGUGUUCAACUUCCAGCAUAUAGGUGGAAAGUAUUCCUACUUAAAGGUUGGCCACUGGUCAGAAACCUUAUAUCUAGAUGUGGACUCUAUCCAUUGGUCCCGGAACUCGGUCCCCACUUCCCAGUGCAGUGAUCCCUGUGCCCCCAAUGAAAUGAAAAACAUGCAGCCAGGAGAUGUUUGCUGCUGGAUCUGCAUUCCUUGUGAGCCCUAUGAAUACCUGGUUGAUGAGUUCACCUGCAUGGAUUGUGGCCCUGGCCAGUGGCCCACUGCAGACCUAUCUGGAUGCUACAAUCUUCCAGAGGAUUACAUCAAGUGGGAAGAUGCCUGGGCAAUAGGCCCAGUUACUAUUGCCUGCCUGGGUUUUAUGUGUACAUCCAUAGUUAUAACUGUUUUUAUCAAGCACAAUAACACACCCUUGGUCAAAGCAUCAGGCAGAGAACUCUGCUACAUCUUGUUAUUUGGAGUUAGCUUAUCCUAUUGCAUGACAUUCUUCUUCAUUGCUAAACCAUCGCCUGUCAUCUGUGCAUUGCGCCGACUUGGGCUUGGGACCUCCUUUGCCAUCUGUUAUUCAGCUCUACUGACCAAGACAAACUGCAUCGCUCGCAUCUUUGAUGGGGUCAAGAAUGGCGCUCAGAGGCCAAAAUUCAUCAGCCCCAGUUCUCAGGUUUUUAUCUGCCUGGGUUUGAUUCUGGUGCAAAUUGUGAUGGUGUCUGUGUGGCUUAUCUUGGAGACUCCAGGUACUAGAAGAUACACCCUUCCAGAGAAGCGGGAAACAGUCAUCCUAAAAUGCAAUGUCAAAGAUUCCAGCAUGUUGAUCUCUCUGACCUAUGAUGUGGUCCUGGUGAUCCUAUGCACUGUAUAUGCCUUCAAAACAAGGAAGUGUCCUGAAAACUUCAAUGAAGCCAAGUUCAUAGGCUUCACUAUGUAUACCACCUGCAUCAUCUGGUUGGCAUUCCUCCCUAUAUUUUACGUGACAUCAAGUGACUACAGAGUGCAGACGACAACGAUGUGCAUAUCUGUUAGCUUGAGUGGCUUUGUGGUCUUGGGCUGUUUGUUUGCACCCAAAGUGCACAUCGUCUUGUUUCAACCCCAGAAGAAUGUGGUGACACACAGACUUCACCUCAACAGGUUCAGCGUCAGUGGAACUGCGACCACAUAUUCUCAGUCCUCUGCAAGCACAUAUGUCCCGACAGUGUGCAACGGAAGGGAAGUCCUGGACUCCACCACCUCAUCUCUGUGAUUGUGAUUCGCAGUUCAGUUCUCAUGUUUAUAGGCUAUUAGACAAAGUGCUCACAUGCUGCUCCAGAACAUGGAAACAGAACAAAAACAACAAGCCUAGUACCUUUUUUUUUUUUUAGAAACAGUAAAAUAAAUUAUUUUUGAGGACUGUAUGGUAUAUAGUGAUGUGCUACAACUUUCUAGGCCGAUUUUAGUGCCCCUAUUAACAGCCCCUCCCCCAGGACAUGGAAAUAACCAUUGUUUACAGAGCUGAGCACUGGUGACAGGGUCUGACAGGGUCAGUCUACUAAAACAAAAAAACAAAAAACAAAACAAGCAAAAAAAAAAAAUACAGUGGCAAUAUUAGGUAACCUUUUUCCUAUGGAGUCUUUUGUAGGUUCUUGUUGUAACUAAUUUAGGGUGAGUUUCUACGUUGUAUAUUAAAGUUACAUUAUGUGUAACAGACCGUUUUUCUCAGUAAAAAAUAAAAUGCAUCUGUAUUAAUGUAAAGAUAACCAGAAUAAAACCUUCAAAGGUUUCGAGCAUGGUGGAUAACAGUUUGUCCUUCUGGAUCAGUCAAGGUAAUUUGAAUAUGUAUAUAUCAAGUCCCCUUCUCUUGUUAAUGCUGGAAGUAAUUGUCUAACUGCGCUUUUCUUCACACUUCAUAUUCUGAAUCAGAUUCGAGCCCUGCAGAGCAUUGUGAGUAGGACUUCACUUUUCUACAGAUCAUAGGGAUGAGAAAUUGGCAAGGGGUGAUACUAUAAACAUAAGACCAGCUCAUAAUAAUAUAUAUAUAUAUACAUAUAUAUAAUAUUUUUAUGACAACCCAGAACUGGCAAGUCGAAGGUCGAAGGUUUUCCUAUACCCUGAAUAGAGAGUUAUGACCUACCAGAAAAGAUUUGAUGGCUCUGAUGUUCUAAACAACCAUAAUGACAAAAGGAAACUGAAAAGCAUCUAAUAAUCCCACUGAGAAAUUGCUUUUGCCCUUCAUAGAUGAAUAGGGAAGUAGAAAUCCUGGUGAUCUUACUUCCCACAGUUUUCCAAAGUCCUAGGAAUGAUGUACCAGCACACAGAUUUGUCAUUAACUUUAAAUAUUUUAUUAACUCAAAAUAAGGCAUGAAUAGUAUGGGUAAGAAUCUUACUAAAUACUUCCCUGCUUCUAUCAAACUUUUAGUCACAAAUAAUUUAUCAAUGUUGGGUUAAAUGUUGAGAACACAUCUAUUUGUACAACCUGUGUCACAUACAGGGCAGAGGGUACAUUUGUUUCCUGUGAUGAUGGGGGAAAAUGUUACAAUGUAUGUGGCUUAAAACAACAGAAAGUUAUUCUGUCACAAUGAAGGAGUCAGAAGGACCAGGCUGCCUUAUAGAUUCAAAGAAACCACCCAUCCCUUUUCAAGCACCUGGUAGUUACAGUUCCUUGGCCUGUGGCCACAUCAUUUCAAACUCUGUUCAGUCUUCAUAUCAUAUUCACUACUGUGUCUGUCUUUUUUGUCUCUUAAAAUGUCAUGUGUCAUUAGGUGUAGAGUGACCUAGAUAACCCAGGAUGCUUAUCACCUCCAUAUUCUUAAUAGGCCAUUUGUUUGAAGUUUGUUAUUGUUGCUGUUUUGUUUUGAGUGUUUGUUUUGUUUUGUUUUAUUAAAAUAAAAUAGUGUUCUCAGGGUUCAGGGACUAGGAUGUGGACAUAGCCCACAAUAGAAAGACAAAUGAGAUAAAGUCCAUCUAGUUCCUGCAUUUGAAAAGCACAAACUAGAGGUGUGGAUAUAAAUCAAUUGGUGUUUGCUUUGCAUGCACAAGAAAAUAUUUGAAAAGCAGUCAAGAACAAUAGAGAAAGGAGUAAAGUGUAGAAUUAAAUACAUGAGAGAUAGUAUUUGAAGUAAGUAAGCCAUAAUAAUACAAUUUUUAGUAAUCUAAAAAGAGUGAACAGGGGCAUAAAGGCCAAGGAGAUUGGCCUCAAAGGAAAUAGGAAGCUAGAUUUGCUCUGCUUCUGCUUGCAUUUGCAUUUGAAUGAGCAACCUAAGGUAUCUAGUUCUAGCCAUGGUGCUGAUGGUGCUGAUGGUGCUGAGCACUCCUUGAAUUCUCACACUCAAGUAAGUACCUGAAAUUCAGGGAGUGCGCUAAGGUCUUUUGAGUAACAGAUUAGAAGACACUAAAUAGCACAACGAAUUCCACUCUGACUGCACUUGGCAAGAGUGCCCAAUAAGCAGGCUCUAAAUGAGCAUCUGCUCGGGACAGGGGCUCAGCAAGCUGAUGAGAGAGAAAAUAAAUUCAGUCCCUGAUGGAAUGUGACAGUCUGAGGACGGCAAUAUCAGACAGCUCUUCAGAGGUUUAGCUGAUGCCUCUCACGGUCAAGCUGAUCAUGGAUCUUAAAGCAAGACAAUCAAGUCAUGUCUAAAUCAUGAGAAAACUGUAAAUUGGAAGGCUGGGUUUUAUACUCACUGUAUUCUAUGCCCUGUCAGAACACUAAAAAUACAGUAACAGGCAGCUCUUGUCAUUUUCUCCAUCCUUGCUACAAGUCUUGUUUUUAAUUAGAAAUUUCACCACCUACCAUAUAAUCCCUAGAAAUAAUUUUUAUGAACAUUCAACAUAUGUAUGGAAAAUAGGUGUUAUAAAAUCAUUUUUAUGCAAGCCAUUAAAAAAAAUAGUUUUGGAAGCCUUUUCCCCCACAUUAGUAACAACAUUUCAUCCUUCCUGAAUGUAAAGCAGAUUGAUUUGUCUCAGCAAAACUUCUCUAAAUUUACGAAUUCCCAAGCUAAAUAAUAGAUCCUAUUCAUAAAAGAAACUUUUAGAAGUGAGAUAACUGCUUGCCUUGUGUUUCUGAAUAGUUACUAUACUCUGCACCUUCUCUAGCUUAAAUAUUAAUAGAUUUUCCUGCCUACUCAAGUUUAGCGUGGUGAAGGAAAUCUGUUACUAUUUUUAAACUGUGAGGCAAGCCGGCUUCUGGACAACACAGAGGACAGAUGUAAAGAAAGACUGAGAAAGGUAAUCCCUGUCUUUACAGGCUUUGGGUGCACAUGUUCUCUCAGCUAGAACCUGCAUCAUCCACUUCCCCAUUGUGAGAAAUGUGAAAAGCCACAAAGAGAGAGGCCUGAACUAGAGCCUGGAGACAAAGGCACACAGUCAUGAGUGAAGCCAUUAACCAUCUUUCACUGCAACAGCGGGCUUGGAUUUACAUAAUUCUUAUUGGUUUCCUCUUUUUAUUUGGAAAGCAGCCAAUAGAAUUUUAAAAUCAGUUAUCUGACAUGGAGGAAAUAUUACCCAAUCAUUUGCCAAAACUCAUAAGGUAUUUUAAAUAGAAGCCUCUCCCAGGAGUUAUUACAAUGAAGAAAAAUCCAGCUAACCAAGGUCUUAAUUGAUGUUUUGUUCAAAGAAAUUGAAAAUGUUUGCUGAACUAACAAUCAUUAAAGGAAAACUCAAUGCCAUUUGCAGUUUCCUAUUGAAACUUGUAAAUUUCCUAUUGACCUGGUAAAUGGGUGAACACUGAUGUACACCGUACAUGAACACGUAAAUAAACGUGGAAGCCUCUCUAGUCCCACAUCUUAAGAAUCUACACUAUUUUGUAUGCCAGCAUCUCAUCCUCCGAAGACAUCUAUCUAUCCGUAUGAGAAUAUAAAUAUUAGCAGCACAUUUUACACUAACCAAGCAACUGGGUUUUAUGGGACAAAUAGAAACAUGUUAUCCUUCCAUGAGAAAUAACCAUGAGCCAUGAGAAACACUGUUACCAACAGACAUCAAAUGACACUUGGCCAGAUGGGACUUAAAGAAGCAAACCCACUGUUACCCAGCACCUGAGAACCCAGAUGAUGAAUAACUGGUCUCAAGUAAUUCUUCCACUGUACUAACUUAAACCAUUGUAUCAUUUUAGGGGAGAAAAAUAAUGACAAAAGUCUACUCAAAAGUACUAUGAAAUAUGUUUAAUCCUAAGAAGGAUAUGAUUAUAAGUAACCAAAGAGAGGUCAGGUCAAUAAUAAUAAAAUUCAGUAUUUUAAAUCAAGUGAAUAUAUACCAAAUUGUUCAACAUCGUUAAAUAGCAUAAUAUAACUUAUCCAUAGAAGACAUGUUCUCAUUCAGUAGAAAAAUGACUUAAAUAUGUUUUGACACAGUGCUAAGAGAUAUUACACACAACAGUUGACUUAAGGAAGUAUUUAAGGCUCCAAAGUAUGCCUUUUAGAAAAAAAUAAUAAAUAAUGUAUUUUUCUAUCACUGGUAGUGAUGGGGACAGCAAAUGUCAAUAAGUCAUAGAAGCAGAAUAAUUUGAUGAUAGCUCUCAACAUUUCACUGGGCUUGUCACAGGCCAUACAUAAAACCAAACAGAAUUUUAUAGCUAAAAUUGGUCUGUAUAUUCUCCUCAUAAUAUUCUGUCAUAGUUCUUCAGCUCUUAGAAUAAAAUGACAAGCCAUGGGAAUCCAAAGAUGAGACUGAACUGACAAAAAGAAAUCUAUUUGUUAUCUAAAAUUAGAAAUAAAAUGAAAUAACUUAUUCAAUAUCAACUGCAUUUUCAGAGAGUUCAUUAAAAUUUAAGGCAUUUUUGACAUGUCAGAGAUUUUAGUCCAGUGACAAGAGAAAAAAGAAGUACCUGGGAACCAAUCCCAGUUAUUCCUAUGGCUUGGAACAUGGGACAAUGUUGAGCACAGCAGAGGGCGAAGAGGAGUGGCAGGUGACAGAAGACACUUUCUGACUCUGUCCAGUUUGUACAUUUUCACCAGUUCCUCUGAGUGGUAUUUCAAGUGUAUUUCUACUCUUCUGGUUAAAUUUUGAUUAUGAUAGGGAAAGGCAUGCCAAUAUUCUGAUAUUGGGACAAAAAUGAGCAAAGCCAAAAUGAUUCAAAAUAUUCAAGAAAUUAAAUGCAAAAAAUAUGCUAAGUAACAUUCUCUUCAGUCUUAUGACAAAUAAUAAUACAUCACCUAUUUUUAUAUUUAGUAGUAGGUACAUACAAACAUAUACACACAUACACACAUGUACAUGCACACACACAUAUACACACACAUUCAACCAUUCUUUUAGUGGUAUCAAAAAGAUCUAGUGGUUUACCCACUGGUCAACAAGCACAAUUAUUCAUUUAUUCAUUUUCUCCCAUUUUUUCACAAAAAUAAAGACUACAUCACCCACAAAAUCAAACAUUACAAGCACUGAAACAUCUCAGGUAAAACCCAUGAUGAGAACCUUACCCAUAUGCUUUGUCUCCUUCAGCCAAUCAAAAAUCUUUAUAAAUAUGUGGAUUGAGAUCUGUAAAGAUUAUUGGUUUAUUGAAAACAAACCAGACCAUUUUAUAUCAAUAAUGAGUAAGAUACUCUAAUUCCCAGAUCUAAAAGUUUACACAAAUUUGACCCAAUUCACCUCCAAACUUCUCUCAAAAAUAAUAUCCAAGUCACACGAAUACUCAUAAUCCACCAUGAGAAAUGUCACAAGUUUCUGGGUUGCUUUUGAACAGGAACAAUGCAUUACUAAGAAGAUUCUUACUAUGAAUACAAGUAUAUGCAUUUCAAAAAUUGAAUUUCUUCCUUAUUGGCUUAAAAAUAAAAUAUUCGAGAAAUUCAUAAUCCUCAAAGUCUUCUAGCAAAACAAAACUCAAAGCCUCCAGCACUCUGGCUAGUGCCUGAUGUGGAGGGAAAGCCAGAAGAGACUGUGAUGAACUUCAGUUACCGGAACAAGCAGAGUUUUCUGUGCUUAGGGUCAAGUUGUCUCUCCCUCCUCAUGACUGUGCAGGGGUCUGCUAAACAAGGUGCCCCACAUGCGCUCUUUAUUCUUUAAUGACACUCAAAAUGCUUUAAGCCUUUGACUUCUGAUAAUGCCAGAUUAUUUAAAUUAAUGGAAUGUAGAGGUUUCUUCUUGGCUUUUAUUGCCUCCAACCCCAUCCCAUGAGAUUCCUUCAAACAAUUAGGUAAAUUUUUCACACUAGUUCCAACAAGGAAGGAAUUGUUAAAAGUGAUUAUCACCUUAGAUAACACAACUAAAUAACUUCACAAAAUAUUACUGAUAUCCUAGACGUCUGAAGUUAAGAGAAAAAUACCUUAUGAAAAUUUAUUGUCUUUCAUUGCUCAUUAUUUUAAUAAAAAAGAUGUUUUCAAAUCUUGGAGAAAUAAAAAGAAAAAUAAUUAUAACUUUUUUUUUCCAAAUCUUCCCCAAAGUACAAGAACAAGACCUACGUGGAAACACAAGGCAUAUGCUUACUUCUGCCUUCUAACACAUAUUUCAUAUGUAGACAGUAUAAAGAAUUAAAGUUACCCAGCAAUCAUAUGGCAUGCUCAGCAGUGCAUUGGUGGGCUUAAACUUGGGUUUCAGUUAUGUGUAUAUACAGCUCAAUCUCUUCCUGAGUUAAGUUUCAUCUUCAGUGAGACCCACAUCAUCUGUCUUCUGUAGUUUGACAAAGUAUGUGACAUGUUAUAAGGCAAUCAGCAUUUUUGCCUCCUCCUCCCGUCGGCACACCUCCUUUGUGAGACCACAGCCAUUUCAGGUGUGAGGACAAGUCCUAAUGGGGGUCCUGAAUGCCACAGCAUUGUCUCUUCAUAUAUUGGGGCAUCUUGAGGAUUUCAGCUGAACAGACUCAAAGUGGUCAUCUUUUUCCUAAGGGGGAAAACAUAAAAUAAAAUCAGCUCACUGAAAUGCCAAUAACAUUUUAGGAUUGGGCUUGCCAAAACAAAAGUUCCCCAAACUACUUUAACCUAUGAGCCUGCCACUUACAAUUAGGAUUUUACAUUUAAAAUAAAGUGGAAAAUAUAACAAACGGCGAUGUACCCUGAAGAAUAAUUUUGAUGCCCAAGUGAUAAGACAGACAACUCCAAAAUAGAAGCAAACACAAGAUUGAGCACAUAUCAGAAGAUGUAGCUGUGAUUUUAUUUUAUUUUAUUUUUUUGAAGAAAGAAGUCAAGGAGACUCUCCCUGAGGAUACAUCUGACCUUGGAUUGGAGAGCUUGGCAUACUUACUAAUUGUAGGUAAAACAGAACUGGCAGACAUUCAUAUAUGAUCACAUAGGCUGGAUAGUAAGAAAACAGGCAAAAUGAGUUAAGUCAAUUUAUAUGUUUUAGGGUAUUGUUUUGGGCAUGUACCUACUAAAAAUGUUAAAGAAGUCAUAUAAGGUAAUAGAUCAAAUGUUUAAUUCACACUGGCUUAUAUAAUACGCCCAAAGAGGAGUCUUUAAUGUGGCAAAAAAGAAAUAGGAGGCUGAAUGUCUGUGAAUGUUUUAUUCAUUAAAUAUAUAAAAAAUCCUUAAUGCCUUAUGGAAUAGAAAGAUUAAAAAAGAAAGAGUUAGGGUUAGGUUAAAUUAGGUUAGGGUUAGGCGAAAUGGCCCAUAAGGAAAAAAAAAGACUUGGCACCAAACCAAACAGCCUGUGUUCACUCCCCAGAAACCUUAUAGUGGAAGAAGGAAAAGUAACUCUACAAUUGUCUUUUGACCUACACACACACACUAUGACACGUGAAAUUAAUUAAUUAAUUUAUAAUAGAAAAUAUGGAUUGAGGUGUAGAUUGUGAUGGGGCACUCACCUAGCAUAUGAGGAGCCCUAGAAUUCUUCCCUUAGUUUAAAAGGAAAAAAGAAAGGGAAGGAUGAAGGAGAGAGUAAGAGGAAAGAGGCAGAAAAGGAGGGAGGGAGGGAACUACGGAAACUAGCUAUCGAUCCCAGAUAAAAACAAAAGUAAUGUGAGAAAAUGACAGAGAGUAGACAUUGAAUAGCUUAGAGGAAGGACCACUAAUGGAGUGAGGCUUCCUGAUGGCUGGAAGUGAUGCCAUCCUCUCUAAAUUUCCAAAACAAGACUUGAGACGAGUCUAUCACAUCAGGCAAGUUGUUAAUGAGUAGUUACGAAAAUGAACUGGGAGUAGAGUGUGGUGAUGCAUGGCUAUAUGGCUGAAGCCCAAUACUUGACUCAGGCAGGAGAAGGAUCAAGGGCAACAAGAGACUCUGCCUCUAAAACAAAUACAGUGAAACACCACAUUAUAGAAACAAAACAGGAGACUGGAAUUUGGGGAAUGUUGAUUUCUCAAACCUAGUGCCUAUUAGACAAAUCAGGAUCCUGCCUACAAGGAUGCAACAUAGGACUCAAGAAUUUACACAAGCUCCUGAAGCCUUUCCUUACCACCCUACUACACCCUUCCACUCCAGUCCUUCUCCUAUGUGCUAGAAGAUGCUUCUCUUGUUCUUUUGACACUGAAUACUAUGCACACAUGCAGGAUGUGUCUCCACAAUGUUUAAGAUUAAAAAACAUAAUAAACACAUUCCCCCAAACCAAAAAAAAAAUCUAAUAUUAUAAAUGACUAUAGAAUAAACAAUUUUCUAAACCCACGAGAACUUAAUUGCAGCUUUGACUUGGUUGCUGAGUGAAGUCAAGGCAAAUGAACAAACAUCUGGAUAUACUAGGAACAUACCAAGUAAGCUAUGGCCUUCAGAAUAUAAGAUAAAGCAAAGAAAUUUAAAAAUAUUGAGCUUUCCUUGCUUGAAUCACAGAGACCCAUUUUUUAAGUAUACAUAAAACAAGAUUAGAUGUACACAGUAGCUCUCUUCAAACACUGGAACCAUCAUAGGUGUCCAUUAGCAAGUAGUAUCCAUAUAAUACUGCACCACUCGUGAAUAAAAAGUAAUCCACUCCUGUUUAAAAUGGUGUGUAUGCUCUCUCACAAAUAUCCUUCAGGGUAAAAGAAAAAUUUGCACAAAAUAUGACACACUGAGUUAUGUGAUUGUGUGAGACUCUGAAACAUACAAAACUAACCUGUGCUUUAAAAGAUCAUUAUAGUAAUUGUCUCUGAGAGAUAGAUGCCUGAUUCCAUGCAAAAGGGCUAGCAGUCACUUUCAGGAUGAAGCUAGCAUGCUAGAUUGUCAUAGAAUUUGAAGUACACACCUUCUCCACAAUUCAGGCAGCCACAUGUAUGCUCACCAUGAAUGUACAUUGCCUAUAGUCGUGUUCUCAACCUGUGGGUCAUGACUCCUUAGACAUGUUAUAAUUCAUAACAGUAGCAAAAUUACAGUUAUGAAGUAGCAAUGAAAUAACAUUAUGGUUGGGGGUCACUACAACAUAAGGAAUUGUAUCAAAGGGUCACAGCAUUAGGAAAGUGGAGAACCACUGCCUUAAAGAAACCUUAAACUAUAUUUCUGAAGUGUUUAAAAGUGAGGCAUACUGAAGUCUACAACUUACUUUAAAAUAUAUGAAGACACUGAUAAAAAUUUAGAGAUGAGCAGAUAUGUAACAAAGCAAACGUAAGAAAAUUUAGGUGGUAUGUUAGUGAUUUGUAUCAUAUAAUUAUCUCAUAUUUUCUGCAAUAGUUCAAAUUUCAUUUCAAAGUGUAAAAAGUUAAAUAACUAAAGUCUGACAGAGCUGACAAAGUUUGUUUUUCCCAUUCUACCCAGGGCUGUCUCUUCACCAUGGCAACCAUUUCCUUUGUGGUAUGAGCUUUUUAAUUUAAUGUGAUCCUAUUUAGUAAUUCUUGAGAUUAUUGUCUCUGCUGCUGGAGUCCUCUGCAAAAAGUCCUUGCCUCUGCCUUUGCCUUGCUAGUAUCUUAAAGAGUAUUUUUGUAUAUUUUCAUCCUGCAGUUUCAGAUUUUCAAGUUCUAUAUUAAGGUCUGGGUUCCAUUUGGAUUUUUGUGUGUGCAGGAUGAGGAAUGGGAAUCCAGCUUCAUCGUUCAACAUGUGGAUAUUCAGUGUUCGUAGAACCUGUCAUUGAAGAGGGUGUCUUUUUCAAUGCAUGCUUUGUAACUUUUGUCAAAAGUUAGGUGACUGUCACUGUGUGGGCUUAUUUCUAAGUCAUCUAUUAAAUAUUCCAUCACUUUACAUGCUUGUCUUUGUGCCGGUACCACACAGUUUUUGUUAUUAUCACUUCAUUAUAUAAUUUAAUAUCAGUUAUUUCAUCAGUGUCUUUCUCCUUAGAAUCAUUUUGGUAUUCAGGGUCCUUUGCACUUCUAUAUGAAUACCUGGGACCUAUAAAGCAAUUCAAAAAUAAAACACCAUAAAAAUCAUUAGACUAAUAAAUAGGAUUAAAGUUAAUAAACAGAACUAUCCAAGAAAUAUUUUUAAUGUAUUCAACAUUCUUACUCAGCAGGAAAAUACAAAUUAAAACUCCUUUGAGAUUUUAUUUCACCCGGUCAGAAUUGCUGUCAUCAGGAUAACAAAUGCUAACAAAUUCUGGCAAAAAUGUAAGAAGAGAGGAACCCUCAGACACUGCUGAUAGGAGUAUGAACUCGUAAAGCCCUCAUGGAAAUUAAUAGACAGGUUUUUCUAAGGCUCAACUACAGAAUUGUCAUAUAUCCCAACUAUAUCUCUCCUGGCUGUAUAUUCAGAGGACUCUAACUCCUAUUACAAGGAUACUUCUAUAUUUGUAUUUAUGAAUGUAUUACUGACAACAGAGAAGAAAUGGAACCAGCUUAGAUGUCCAUAAAUAUAUGAAGGGAUAAAAAAUGUAAUUAUAUACAUUAUGGGACUUUAUUCAGCCAAGAAGAAAAGUAAAAUUAUGGCCUUUGUAGGAGGAAAAGCAGAUACAACACUAAAUCAUUAUGUUGAGUGAAAUAAGCCAGUUUAGGAAGGACAAAACUGCAUGUUUUCUCUUGUACGUGUUUAUCUGGGUGGGUGGGGGUAGGUGUUAAAACUAGAAAGGGGCCCAUGAAAUGGGAGGAGUAGAUGCUUAAAAGGUGGGAGGGGGAGGGGAAGAUAGACUAAUAGAGUACAUGUGCUAUAAAAAGGGGUGGGCUAUUAAUGAGUGAUGGGAAAGAGCAAGGGAUAGGGGAGGGUAGCAAGGGAGGGAAACAAAAAGUAUAACGUGUGUGUGAAAAUGUCAAAAUAAUCACAUUACUUUGUAUGUCAAGUUAAUUAUUGAAAACAAUAAAUUUUUAAAAGUGGACAAAACGA